AUGGGCUCUUCAUCCCGUCCAUGGUACCGUAUUCGGUGGUUCGCUGACGAGGACACACCUGAGGAACGACGACUGAUCGUGAAACUUGACCUCCUCAUCGUCCCUUAUGCCUUCCUAGCUUACUGGGUGAAAUAUAUCGACCAGGCUAACAUCAAUAAUGCCUACGUCUCUGGAGUUAAAGAGGACCUCAACCUGCAGGGCAAUGAUUUGGUUCAGCUGCAAACCAUGUACACUGUUGGGGCCGUCGUGGGGCAGAUACCUUUUGUCUACCUAUUUACUAAACUGCCCAUUUCCUGGUUGAUUCCGAUCUUGGAUAUCGCGUGGGGUGUCUUCACAUUAUUGCAAUUCCGAGCAAGUUCCUUCGGCGAGCUAGCAGCUUAUCGAUUUCUUGUCGGAUGGUUUGAAGCCGCCUUCUUUCCCGGAAUGCACUACAUAUUCGGUGCCUGGUAUCGUGGGGAUGAAAUCGCCCGUCGGGGUGGCUGUUUCUAUGUCGGCCUCACACUGGGAACUCUCACAGCCAGUCUGAUCCAAUCCGGCGCAUCAGCCCGACUUGAUGGCGUGCAUGGUCUCGCCGGUUGGCGAUGGAUGUACAUUGUUUGCGCUAUCAUCACCAUCCCAAUCGGAAUUCUAGGUUUCUUCAUCCUGCCCGGCACCCCCGACAAGCCCAAUCGCAUGGUACUGCGGCGCAAAGACGUUGAUCUCGCAAAGUCGCGACUUGCCAGAGCCGGCCAUGGCUUCAAUCCUGGAUUCCAAUGGCGGGCUGUGAUUAACAUUGCUCGCAAUUGGAAGUUCUGGGCGAUGCUUCUGUUGGACGUCUUCUUCUGGAAUGGCUCUUUGAAUACCACUGCAGGUGGGUACUUGCUCUGGCUGAAAAGUCUGAAUAGGUUCUCAACAGCGCGGCUGAAUGAGCUGUCUGCUAUUUCACCCGCUCUCGGUAUGUUCUACACGUUGUUCAUCUGUUUUGCGUCAGAUCUCGUGCUGGGACCAGCCUGGGCCAUCACUGUCUCACAUCUCUGGAACAUCAUUGGUCUGGUCAUAUUAGUAGUUUGGAACGUUCCUGAGUCUGCUAAAUGGUUUGCCUUUCAAACGACCUAUGCAGCUGUGGCGAUGUCGAGUGUGCUAUACGGUUGGAUCAACAGUGAGUUGCGGGCAUCACCAGUGGAACGGUCGUUGGCGCUGGUUAUCACCAACACGAUUGCGCAGUCGACGACAGUGUGGACGCCGUUGUUGGUUUUUAAGACAGUCGAAGGACCACGCUUUACCAAGGGAUAUUCAUUUACAUUGGCGAGUGCGAUCUGUCUGAUUGCGACGGCGCAUUUGAUCCAGUACUUUCUCAAACGGGAAAGGCACGUUUCUCACUCCAGUGUCCGAAUUGAGUAA
Molecule: messenger RNA, 1380 nt
Organism: Aspergillus oryzae RIB40
Lineage: Eukaryota; Fungi; Ascomycota; Eurotiomycetes; Eurotiales; Aspergillaceae
Product: putative MFS transporter Seo1
Exons: 4
Coding region: 1-1380 (459 amino acids)
Biological process (GO): transmembrane transport
Cellular component (GO): membrane
Molecular function (GO): transmembrane transporter activity
Source: RefSeq, a predicted model, not a curated record